AUGGCAACUUUCAACCGAUUUCCUGAUUUGCCCGCAGAGCUCCGAGUUCAGAUCUGGAAACUCGUUAUCCGAGAGGACCGACCAGGAGUACACAUUUACAAUCGUUAUGGCCCUCGGUUCAUGAUAUCCAAGCAGUGUUGCAGUGACACAUUUGCAGAACCCUUGCCACUACACUAUUUCAACAGCGUCAAAAAAGAUGCCCCUCGCAAAAACGUCUCAACAUAUCUGAUUGACGGCGGAUUGUGGACCGCUUGCAAAGAAUCUCGGUUCAUCAUGGAGAACCAUUUUCGCCAGUCGGAAUGGGUUGAUAGUCUUUCAAUUCCCAAAGAAGAACGCGACAGUCGAGAGCGAGAAAUCCCCGAGGAGACAAAACUCAAAAUACCCUCGACUGGCAAAUUCUUCGGAGGCCCUCUUCACAACCUCACAGUAUUUCCUAAUCGAGACCUCUUUGUCUUACAGGUCGAUUGCUUGGACAGGGUCGACUGGGACAAUAUUGGUAUCGAAAGCAGCCUUGGAUGGGGUUUGCUAGGCUGUAGCGGCAUCAAUCAUAUAGGUAUCGAGUUCAACCCAGAUUGGUGGGACUCGGAGAAUGGUCGGUGGGAUUGGGAAGUUUUGUACACCCUCACGGAUGCUGCCCACAAUGUUUUCCCCCUUUACAAAAUCUGGAUCGUCGAUCAUGGCCUCAAAAGGAGAAAGGAUGCUCCUGCUUUUGAGGAGAGAUCAGAUGUUUAUUAUCAUUUGAAUGCCUUCUACACUAGCGACAGAAAACUUCUGGAGGUUGAUCCCCAGCAUCCUGGGCCCUGGACGGACCUUAGUACGGGGCUGACACCUGACGCAUACCCCCGCGAAGAUAACAAAAGCUCUCUGAGUUUUGUCGAGCACCUUGUGUCUGAUAUCGAGCAUGAUAGACAUCUAGAGUUUGAUGAAAAUCCUAGGAGAGACCCUUACCCAUGCUGCAUCGGGAUUCUUGGCUGGGAUGACUUUCGCGUUGCAUUCCCACAAAAUGAACGCGGAUCCCCCUGUUCUCCCCCCUCACGUCCCCCACCGAGCGCAAACAAAGCGAUACAGCAUCCAAGAGCAAGCGACUUGGUAAAAAGUCCGGACUCUGCGCAGCGUGUGACCCCAAAGUCGGACACGACGAUCUCAGGGUUCAUGGGACUCUGCGAGCAUCUCAAGGUCGAUAGGCAAGUGAACCUCGACACAUUUGAGAGUUGUGGUAACUAUGAUAGUGCUUCCCACAACGAACGCCCCAACUGGACCAUUUCGAAGAUGUUGAAAAUCUCGGAUGGGAUGGUGAGGGCUGCUCGCAAAGAACGAAGUUGA
Messenger RNA from Fusarium poae, 1323 nucleotides. RefSeq lists its product as uncharacterized. The coding region runs from base 1 to 1323 and encodes 440 amino acids. The transcript is spliced from 2 exons. The record is from RefSeq and is a predicted model, not a curated record. Lineage: Eukaryota; Fungi; Ascomycota; Sordariomycetes; Hypocreales; Nectriaceae.